AUGAGCUCCAGGACAGUGCCCUGGUCGCUGGCGCUUCUGCCUCGGCUCCUGCUGCUGCUUCCGGUUGCUACGCCCGCGGUAGCCAAGAGCCAGUGUGCGUGCGGUGGAACCAAAGGGGACAAGGGAGAGAAAGGUUUUCCUGGACCUCCUGGUUCUCCUGGCCAGAAAGGAUUUCCAGGUCCUGAAGGCUUGCCCGGACCCCAAGGACCCAAGGGCGCUCCAGGACUUCCAGGACUCACUGGUCCCAAAGGUGUGAGGGGAGUAACUGGAUUACCAGGAUUUUCAGGUUCUCCUGGACUUCCAGGCAUCCCAGGCAAUGCUGGACCUUAUGGACUUGCUGGUGUACCAGGAUGCAAUGGUUCUAAGGGUCAACAGGGGUUCCCAGGAUUUCCAGGAGCACCAGGCUACCCAGGGCCACCCGGUGCUGCUGGUUUGAAAGGACAAAAGGGUGAUCCCGCUGAAGGAGAAGACAUAGAAUUUAAUGGAAAGGGGGACCCUGGGUUGCCAGGAAUGCCAGGAUUUCAGGGUUUUCCAGGGCCUGCAGGUUUUCCUGGGCCUGUUGGUCCGCCUGGCUCUCCAGGAUUCUUGGGUUUUCCAGGUGCCAUGGGACCUGCAGGACCUAAGGGUCACAUGGGCGAUAAUGUAAUAGGACAAAAAGGAGAUCAGGGCAUGAAAGGAUUAACAGGACCCCCUGGACCACCAGGAACAGUUAUUGUGACACUGACGGGCGUGGACAACAGAACGGACCUCAAGGGCGAAAAGGGAGACAAGGGAGCCAUGGGCGCAGCUGGACUUCCGGGACCCUCGGGACCCGCUGGAGAAUCCACCAGAUCUGAAAAGGGUGCUCCCGGAGAGCCUGGCUCGCAGGGAAAACCUGGAAAGGACGGUGCCCCUGGCUUCCCUGGAACUGAGGGACCCAAGGGCAACAGGGGCUUCCCUGGGUUAACAGGAGAAGCUGGCAUCAAGGGAUGGAAAGGAGACAUUGGCCCUCCAGGACUUCGUGGCCCAACAGAAUAUUAUGAUGCAUACCAAUAUUAUGAUGCAUACCAGCAAAAGGGAGAUGAAGGAAUCCCAGGACCACCGGGGCCCAAAGGAGCUCGUGGCUCACAAGGUCUGACUGGUCCUCCUGGAGCUCCUGGCAUCCCUGGACCAUCACAGCCUGGCCUCAGAGGAGCUCCCGGAUGGCCUGGCUUGCAGGGAAGUAAAGGGGAACCAGGACCCCCAGGAAAGGAUGCACUGGGGCCUCCUGGGGUCCCAGGCUGUCCAGGGCCACCAGGCCCUGCAGGGGCACCAGGACCUCCAGGACCACCAGGUGAUAUCAUUUUUCGCAUGGGUCCUCCUGGUGACCGUGGGCUGCCAGGGCGUUUAGGGUUUCCAGGAAUUCCAGGAACUGUUGGACCCAAAGGAGAACCAGGUUUCCUCUGCACAGAGUGCACGUAUACCCCAGGGGCCCCCGGCCUCCCAGGACUGCCCGGGUUAGAUGGUGUCAAAGGAAUCCCAGGGGGACAAGGUGCAGCUGGCCUGAAAGGAAGCCCAGGGUCCCCGGGAAGAACAGGUCCUCCAGGAUUUCCAGGGUUCCCAGGUGCACAAGGUGAUCCAGGACAUCAAGGAGGAAAGGGUGAAAUGCCUGAGCCCCAGGGGCAAGCUGGUGCCCCAGGGGAUCCCGGGCUCAGAGGGCCGCCAGGGAGAAAGGGCUUGGCUGGGACUCCUGGAACUCCAGGACUGAAAGGGUUACCAGGACCUAGAGGUGAACCGGCCCUGAGUGGAGAGAAGGGGGACCAGGGUCCUCCAGGGGAUCCUGGCUUCCCUGGACCCCCAGGACCUGCAGGACCAGCUGGACCACCUGGCUAUGGACUUCAGGGAGAGCCUGGUCCCAAGGGCUCCCAAGGCGUUCCUGGAGCCCCUGGACCACCUGGAGAAGCCGGUCCUAAGGGGGAACCCAGUGUUUCAACACCAGUCCCAGGCCCUCCAGGCCCUCCAGGGCUCCCUGGCCGGGCUGGCUCCCGUGGACCACCUGGUCUCCCUGGAUUGAAGGGGAAAUGUGUUGAGCCUGGUCUUCCUGGGCCUGAUGGUGAACCAGGAAUUCCAGGAAUUGGAUUUCCUGGGCCUCCUGGACCUAAAGGAAACCGAGGUUUUCCAGGAACAAAAGGCUCUCCAGGGUGUCCUGGAGAAAUGGGGAAGCCAGGGAUACCUGGAAAUCCAGGCCCACCAGGAUCCAAGGGAGAACCAGCUCUAGCCAUGCCUGGAGAUCCAGGGAGACCAGGCUUUCCAGGAGAAAGAGGCUAUUCUGGAGAAAGAGGAGACAUCGGACUCCCUGGACCUCCAGGUGUCCCUGGAAUUCCGGGAAAAGAAGGGUUUGAUGGACCACGAGGAGAUCCGGGGCAGCCUGGACCACCUGGAGAACCAGGAUUACCAGGAAGGUGCCUAGAAGGUCCAAGGGGAGCCCCGGGCCUUCCGGGCUUAAAUGGACUGCAAGGACAACCAGGCAGAAGAGGUGAAACAGGACCAAAAGGUGACCCAGGGAUUCCAGGUCUGGAUAGGACAGGCUUUCCUGGGGAACCAGGACCACCCGGAAUGCCAGGUCAUGGAGGUGAAGUGGGACCACCCGGUCACAAAGGCUAUCCAGGGGCUCCAGGAGUCGCAGGGCCACCAGGUCAAAAGGGAAUGAUGGGAAUGAUGGGCUACCCUGGAACUCCAGGCCCUCCAGGGCCUCCUGGGAACCCAGGCCCUCCGGGGCACAGGGGCAGCCUUGGAAUCCCAGGAGCAAAAGGCCAGAGAGGACUUGCAGGAGCCAAAGGGGAGCCAGGAGAUAAAGGAAACCCUGGGCCUUCGCAAAUAUCUCACAUAACAGGGGACAAAGGAGAACCUGGGCUCAAAGGAUCCCCAGGAAAUCCAGGUGAGAAGGGAAGCAAAGGUGUUCCAGGCUUACCAGGUCUAAAAGGCCUUGACGGGCCUCCUGGACCACCAGGACCACCAGGCCCCAGAGGAGAUGUGGGAAGCAUUGGGAGUCCUGGAGAACCAGGGCCACGUGGUGAGCCAGGUGGCACGGGGACCAUGGGCAUGCCAGGUUCCAAAGGAGAACAGGGGGCUUUGGGACUCCCAGGUCUAGCUGGAAGACCAGGCCUGCCAGGUACCAGCGGUCUUCCAGGAGAUAAGGGAGAACCAGGUUAUGCAGAAGCGACAAGGCCAGGGCCACCAGGACCAAAGGGGGAUCCAGGACCACCAGGUGACCUGGGGAAGAAAGGAGAAAGAGGGCCACCUGGCCCACCCGGACAUUUGGGACCUGCUGGAGCUGCGGGAGCCCCUGGAAGCCCUGGAGGUGCUGGCCUCCCAGGAAAUCCGGGUCCUGAUGGUGAUAUGGGGUUUAAAGGCAUCAAAGGCUUCCCUGGACAUCCAGGAGUAAAAGGCCCUCCAGGCCUUCCAGGAUUGCCUGGAUCUCCUGGGCCAGUGGGUAUGAGAGGCAACCAGGGGCGUGAUGGAAUUCCUGGUCCACCUGGAGAGAAAGGAGAGACAGGUUUGCUGGGGGCCCAUCCAGGCCCCAAAGGGCAACCUGGUGUUCAAGGAGCCAAAGGCUAUAGGGGAGUCCCUGGCCUGCCUGGCCUGCCUGGCAGGAAAGGGUCCGUGGGAGACGCUGGGCCUCGAGGGCCCACAGGUGCAGCAGGACUCCCAGGACCACCAGGCCCACCUGGAGCAAUCAAGCCUGGCCAAAAAGGAGACAGAGGCCCACCAGGCUCAAGGGGAAAGCCAGGUGAACCUGGUCCCCCGGGACCUCCAGGGAGUCCAGUCGCAGGCAUAAAAGGAGAUAAAGGAUUCGUGGGCCACCCUGGUCCAAAAGGUCCACCAGGAACUAUAGGAGAGAUGGGACCACCAGGUCAUCCAGGAGCGCCAGGUGCCCCAGGUCUUCCAGGGCUCAGAGGUGAUCCCGGAUUCAGUGGAUUCCCAGGAAUGAGAGGAGAGAAGGGUAAUCCAGGAUUUCCAGGGCCAACUGGACCACCAGGGCCGACUGGGCCAAAAGGACCACCUGGUGUCCGCGGAGCCCCUGGCACGCUCCAGAUCAUCUCCCUUCCAGGAAGUCCAGGGCCACCUGGCCCACCUGGAGAACCAGGGAUGCAAGGAGAACCUGGACCACCAGGGUCGCCAGGGAGCCCAGGACCUUGUGGACCAAAAGGGAAACCAGGCAUGGAUGGAAAACCAGGAAUUCCCGGACCAGCUGGAGAAAAAGGCAGCAAAGGUUCCCAGGGAGAGCAAGGACCACCUGGGUCAGAAGGAUUGCCAGGUGUGAAGGGAAAGGCUGGAGACGCUGGGCCACCUGCAACUGGGACAACAAUGAGAGGCUUUGUCUUCACCCGGCACAGUCAAACAACAGCAAUUCCUGCAUGUCCGGAAGGCACAGAGCCACUCUACAGCGGCUUCUCUCUUCUUUUUGUACAAGGAAAUGAGAGAGCCCAUGGCCAAGACCUUGGAACUCUUGGCAGCUGCCUGCAGCGAUUUACCACAAUGCCUUUCUUAUUCUGUGACAUCAAUGAAGUCUGCAAUUUUGCAUCUCGAAACGAUUAUUCAUACUGGCUGUCAACACCAGCGCUGAUGCCAAUGGACAUGACUCCAAUUACGGGCAGGGCCCUCGAGUCGUAUAUUAGCAGGUGCACGGUCUGUGAAGGUCCUGCGAUUGCCAUCGCCGUGCACAGCCAAACCACGGGUGUUCCUCCCUGCCCUCAGGGCUGGAUUUCUCUAUGGAAAGGAUUUUCUUUCAUCAUGUUCACAAGUGCAGGUUCAGAGGGUGCUGGACAAGCACUGGCAUCCCCUGGCUCCUGCUUGGAAGAAUUCCGAGCCAAUCCAUUUAUUGAAUGUCAUGGAAGAGGAACGUGCAACUACUAUUCAAAUUCCUACAGUUUCUGGUUGGCUUCAUUAAACCCAGAAAGGAUGUUCAGAAAACCUAUUCCAUCUACUGUAAAGGCUGGGGAGUUAGAAAAAAUAAUAAGUCGCUGUCAGGUGUGCAUGAAGAAAAGACAUUAAAGACCUUAAGAAAACAGAUUUGCUGCUUUUCAUCCUACAUAAUGAUGUAAUGACUCAGGCCAGGCAUUUGUUUAGGUAUUUUUCUCUAACCAAACAAUAUUGUUCUGCCAUGACUUGAGAAGGAUAAGGUUUCCAUUUGUCUCCCCAUAAAUCGAAGCAUUUUUUUUCAAA
Ochotona princeps (American pika) is the source of this 5184-nucleotide messenger RNA. It is a transcript of the gene COL4A3, whose product is annotated as collagen type IV alpha 3 chain. The record is from RefSeq and is a predicted model, not a curated record. Lineage: Eukaryota; Metazoa; Chordata; Mammalia; Lagomorpha; Ochotonidae. Bases 1 to 5013 code for a protein of 1670 amino acids. Gene Ontology annotation, molecular function: extracellular matrix structural constituent. The transcript has 52 exons. Gene Ontology annotation, cellular component: collagen trimer; basement membrane.